AGAGAGCCAAGACCAGGACGGUAACCACUGGCUGAAGCUCAUAGCCUUAUGAGGUCAUUUUCGCAUGAAUCACCAAGACUGAUAAAGAAUAAUUUACAUGUGUUGAUCAUCUUUCUAAAUCUGAAGAAUCUGAAGAAGAAUCUGUGCUGAAUUCGGCUGGGUAUGACAUAUCAGGACUAUCAACACGUGGAACAUCUCUCGGUUUUCAUUGGGAACUGCUCCGCUCCUUUCAGCAUCCAGCGGUAUCGACGGACUUGCCAUGAACUCCUGCAGAGCAGGGAGCCAUAAUGGCGAAACUUAAAGAGGAGCUCUGGAAAACUCUGCAGGACCUAAAAGAAGAGGAGUUUGAGAAUUUCAAGUGGUUCUUGGAGCAGGAUGGGCUCCUGGAGGGCUUGUCAGGCAUCCCAGUGUCUCAGCUGGAGAAGGCAAAAAGGCAGCACACUGUCGAUCUAAUGGUACAGAAAUAUCCAGGUUCUGGAGCUCUGAAGGUAACCUUGAAGAUUUUAGAAAACAUCCACAGGAAUGAUCUGAAGCAGCAUCUUCAAAACCUCCCCCUGGGACACAACAAUGGUGCUAAGAAAGAAGAGUAUAAGGGAGAGAAGCCCAAGCUCCAGUGGGUGCAGCAGUUUGCAGUGGAUGUGACUCUGGAUCCUGAUACAGCAAAUCCUCACCUCAUCCUGUCUGGUAACAGGAAACAAGUACGCCAUGGUGACGUGAGGAGGAAUCUGCCAAACAACCCUGAGAGAUUUUACAGAUGUGUGAACGUCUUAGGAAAGCAGAGUUUCUCUUCAGGAAAAUUUUACUUCCAGGUUCAGGUUGAGGGGAAGACUGCCUGGGAUUUGGGAGUAGCCAAAGAGUCGAUUGAGAGGAAAGUCCAGAUUACAGCAAGCCCACAGAAUGGCUACUGGGCUCUCAUGAUGAGGAAUGGAUGUGACUACGGGACGAUGGAUGGUAAGCCAGUCCUUCUCUCUCUGACAAAGAAUCCUAAAAAGGUGGGAGUGUUUGUGAACUAUGACGAGGGUCUGGUCUUCUUCUAUGACGUGGAUACUGCAGAUAUUCUCUACUUCUUCAGCGGCUGCUCCUUCACUGAGAAACUCUACCCAUUCUUCAGCCCCUGUACUAAUGAUGGUGGUACAAACUCUGCCCCUCUGAUCAUCUCUUCUGUCAAUGACCCACUGAGCCUUGAGACACGUGACACUGGUGAUCAAAAAGAAGAACAUGAAAAAAAGAAGGCUGAGGUGAAGAGCGCCCAGCAGUUUGCAGUGGAUGUGACUCUGGAUCCUGAUACAGCAAAUCCUCACCUCAUCCUGUCUCGUGAUGGGAAACAAGUGCGUCAUGGUGAUGUGAGGAAGAAACUACCGGACAACCCUGAGAGAUUUAAGAAAUGUGUGAGCAUCUUAGGGAAGCAAGGUUUCUCUUCAGGAAAAUUUUACUUUGAGGUUCAGGUUAAAGGGAAGACUGCCUGGGAUUUGGGGGUGGCAGAGCAGUCAAUCAAAAGGAAAAUCCAGAUCACAACAAGCCCUCAGCAUGGCUACUGGACUAUCGUGCUGAGAAAUGAAAAUGACUAUGAAGCUAUUGAUGAUGAUCCUGUCUGUCUGUCUCUGAAUCAGCCUCCUCAGAAAGUGGGAGUGUUUGUGGACAUUGAUGAGGGUCUGGUCUGCUUUUAUGAUGUAGAUUCUGCAGAUCUCCUCCACUCCUUCACUGGCUGCUAUUUUACUGAGAAACUCUACCCAUACUUCAGUCCCUGUACUAAUGAUGGUGGUGUAAACUCUGCCCCUCUGAUCAUCUCUCCUGUCAAUCAGGAGACAAAUGACACUGGUGACCAAAAAGAACUUGAAAGAAAAGCGCCUGAGCUGAAAAGCGUCCAACAGUUUGCAGUGGACGUGACUCUGGAUCCUGAUACAGCCCAUCCUCACCUCAUCCUGUCUGAUGAUGGGAAACAAGUACACCACAGUGAUGUGAGGAACAAACUACCGGACAAGCCCCAGAGAUUUACCAAAUAUGAAAGCAUUUUAGGAAAGCCGAGUCUCUCUUCAGGAAAAUAUUACUACGAGGUUCAGGUUAAAGAGAAGACUGCCUGGGAUUUGGGAGUGGCCAAUCAGGCAAUCAAGAAGAAAGUCCAGAUCUCAACAAACCCUGAGAAUGGCUUCUGGACUAUAAAGCUGAGGAAUCAAAAUGAGUAUGAAGCUAAUGAUGAUGAUCCUGUCCAGCUGUCUCUGAAGUCACAUCUUCAGAAGGUGGGAGUGUUUGUGGACUAUGAUGAGGGUCUGGUCUGCUUUUAUGAUGUAGAUUCUGCAGAUCUUAUCUACUCCUUCACUGGCUGCUAUUUUACUGGGAAACUCUACCCAUUCUUCAGUCCCUGUACUAAUGACGGUGGUGUAAACUCUGCCCCUCUGAUCAUCUCUUCUGUCAAUCACCCACUGAGCCAUAAGACACAUGACAUCAGUGAUGAGAAGGCAGAAUACAAAAGAAAGAAGGCUGAGCUGAAAAGGAUACAGCAGUUUGCAGUGGACGUGACUCUGGAUCCUGAUACAGCAAAUCCUCACCUCAUUCUGUCUGAUGAUGGGAAACAAGUACACCACAGUGAUGUGAAAAAGACAUUACCAAACAACCCUGAGAGAUUUUACAGUUUUGUGAACGUCUUAGGAAAGCAGAGUUUCUCUUCAGGAAAAUUUUACUACGAGGUUCAGGUUGAGGGAAAGACUGCCUGGGCUUUGGGAGUGGCCAAACAGUCGAUCAAGAGGAAACUCCAGAUCGCAGCAUGUCCACAGAAUGGUUUCUGGACCAUAAUGUUGACAAAUGAAGAUGUGUAUGAAGCCAAUGAUGAUGAUCCUGUCCAACUGUCUCUUAACCAUCCUCUUCAGAAGGUGGGAGUGUUUGUGGACUAUGAAGAGGAUCUGGUCUCCUUCUAUAACGUAGAUUCUGCAGAUCUUCUCUACUCCUUCACUGGCUGCUCCUUUACUGAGAAGCUCUACCCAUUCUUCAGUCCUUUCACUAAUGACGGCGGUGUAAACUCUGCCCCCCUCAUUAUCUCUCCUGUCAAUGAGCCACUGAGCCUUAACACAUGUGACUUUGGUGGUGAGAAAGGAGAACCUGAGAAAAAUAAGACUGAGCUGAAGAGUGUGGAGGAGCUCGCAGUGGAAAUGACGCCGGAUCAAGAUACUGCAUGUUCUAAUCUCAUCCUUUCUGGUGAUGGGAAACAAGUACACAAUGAUGAUGUGAGGGAGAAACUCCCAAGUAACUUUGUGAGGACCAUAUUUUGUUGCAAGUGUUGUCUCUCUCCAGCAGAGAAAGAGUAAAGUGUUAGUAGUAAAAAGGUGUAUCCCGGGACGAGGAGGCACUUGGUUCACUAGUUAUUAUGUUACUAUGUCGUUGGGUCUGCUCAGGGUGCAAAACUCAUCUCCUUUUUCUCCCAAACUGAGGCCUCACCUGCAUCCUAACCUUGAUAACAUGCAGCCUUUGCCAUGCAGAUGUCUUUGUUUUUUCUGGAGGUAAUAGAGAUGGGCUGUCCAAUGCUGUAAACCUUGUUAUGCCCUGUUUAUCUCAGUUAGGGAAAUCAGUGACUGUUAUUUGGUUUCUCUUAAUUUCCUCAGGUUAUAUGUUUUGCCUUUCUAUUUAGUUUUGGUUAGUUUUGUUGGCCUUUGCCCACCCUGAAGUUAAAUCAUGCUCUGCAUCAACAGUAUUUGUACUGACUGAAUGAAUGGAUGAACUUUAUUCAUAUAGCACCUUUCAUGCAUAGAAUGUAGCACAAAAUGUUUUACAACUCAGCAGCAAAGACAUAAAACCAUACACUUACACAAAACCCGUUCAAGGAGAAAUUAGAAAAAAAAAAACAUUAAUUUAUCAAUCAAUUUAGAAAAAUAUACAAAUAUUAAAACAGAUAACUUCUAGUUAUAAGCUUUAUUAAAAAGAUAUGUUUUGAGUCCUCAUUUAAAACUGUCCACUGAGCCAGCAUGUCUUAUAUUUAAAGGCGGGGUGUAUUUUGGGGGCGUAGUAGCUAAAAGAAGCAUCCCCAAAGGUUUUUGUCAUUUCUGACAUUAGGAACAGUUAAAAGAGCAGCUGUCGAGAAUCUCAGGGUUCGUGGAGGGACAUAAAAUGAUAGGAGUCUGUGAUAUAGGAGGGGGCAAGGCCAUUAAGAGCCUUAAAAAAAAAAAAAAAAAAAAAAAAGAUUUUAAAAAUCAAUUCUAAAAGAUACUGGGAGCUGGUGAUGGUCACGCAAAACAGGAGUUAUAUGGUCUCUCUUUUUAGUUUUUGUCAAAACCUGGCAGCAGCAGCAGUCUGAAUGCUCUGUGGUUUUGCAAUGGCAGUUUUAAAUAGGCCAGUGUAUAGAGUAUCACAAUAGUCAAGACAACCGGAAACAAGAGCAUGAACAAGCUUCUCAGCAUCUCACUGGCUCAGUAGAGGUCGUACCUUAGCUAUAUUGCGUAAAUGAUAAAAUACAGUUUUGGUUAAUGAAUUAAAAUGAGCUUUAAAAUCGAAAUCAGAAGCUAAAAUUAUGCUGAGGUUUCUUACUUGAGGUCAUCUCCGUGUGGCCAGAUGACCCAGUUUAGUGAGAACCGGAUCCCUUUUUAUUUUUUGGGCCAACUAGGAGGAUCUCAGUCUUAUCUUCAUUUAGCUUGAGGAAGUUCUGGCUCAUCCAUUCAUGAAUGGCUAACACAUGGUCAGAGUGUUUGGGUCAUCUGGCUUAACAUAGAGCUGUGUGCCAUCAGCAUAGCUGAGGAAACUCACACCAAACUGACGGAUGAUGGAUCCCAAUGACAAAACACAAUGUGACUCGUUAAUGUAUUACAAAUAUUAUUAAGAUUAAAGAAAAACUUCAAAGUUGCAAAUUUUAUUAUCAAAACUUAAUUUGGUGAGUUGCCGGUUUACAAACAAACAGAAGCAUGACAGCUUCUACCACAGUGAUGGCUGAAAUUAAAGGAUUUGCUUUUAAAACGAAGCUUCUUUACAUAUCACACACAGUGUCCUUUCCUCUGGACACCAGGAGGCUUUAAAUAAAUAUCACUUUGCAUUUAGAUAAUCUCUUCAAAGAAACCUUAAACCAUCUUUCAGAUAAGAUCAAAAUGGAUUUGUGCAAAUGGUCUACUCUAUUAUUAUCUCUAUUAGGAAGAAUAAAUGUUUUAAGAGUAAAUGUUCUCCUAACAUUUAAUUUUCAUGUUAUGUAUCUGCAGCAUUUUUAAAACUCUUAAAUAUAUUUUAAGAUAUAUGCCUUUGGACUCUCUUAUAUUUAUAAAGCAUCACUCAAUACAUGCAAAUUAACAAACAUGGUUAUAAAACAAUUCAAAGGUUUGCUUCACAAAAACAUGCAGUUAAAGUUGUUCAAUAAUCUAAUCUAGGUUGGUUUUAGAUUUAAAUACCUGGCAAAACAUUUGUAGGUAUACGUGGCUUAUUUACAAGUAGCAAAAUCAAAGAAAUUAAUUGUCGGGUUAUCCCUAAACUAUCUCACUCCUGUAAAUAUGCACACAAUUCAAAGAUUACUCACCAAACUGCCCUACAUGCAAAACUAAAGACGGAAAAUGUAUGCAUCUGUUUUAGCAGCGUGAUCUGCUGGAAAGUUUCACUUUAAGCUUCACUAACUCAGUUUUUGCUACUAAUUAAAUGCCUGAUUUUCAAUUUGUUUUAAAAAAAAAAAAAUCCGAGUAUUUUUGCAAUAACAUAAUUUGCUAAGAAAUGUAUACUUUGGAAAAUAUGGAAAAUAAAUCUUAAACUUUUUCAGCCAUUUCUGGACCAAAUAUCACAAUUUUUUACUUUAAGAUAGAUUAACUCUUAAAAGACAUGACUGUGGUUAUAUUUAUCUAUAGUCCUUUGGUUUCUGUCAUUUUUUUGUUUGGAAAACUGGUGACAAACUUUUCCAAAAGCAUUUCCUGAAGAAGGGACUGAUGCUAAUGGAAUUUUUUUUUUAAUGAUUUAUUACUAUGAUCAUUAUUAUUAAAUUAAAAGUAUCUGACUUUGUUAUGUUAAGCUGGGUAAUAGAGUACUAAACUUGUAACUAGAGAUAAAGGGAUGUGGUCUGUAAGAUCCAGGAACUUUCCAGGAGCCUUGGUGCUGUUCUUGCUUUAUGUUGUUUCUGUCUCCACACUUGGUUUACAGCAGAAUCUGAGCGAGCAUUCAGAGAAGAUUAACGAUGAAGCUAAAAAGGUUGAACAAACAGACGAGAGGUGGGGUUGGCUAGUACAGAUAUUGCUAACCAACAGGGUCUGAAGAGGGAACGUUGACUCUUGAAAUGAGCGAUAGUUUCCAACCGUCAUGUGAGGCGCGUCCUGCCUCUGUGGAUUGAUCUGUUAACUUUGUGCAUGUUCCACUCUUUAUCCUCUGCAAAUUUUAUCCACAUUAAGUUUGCCUUUGCAUUUACAGGAAUACAGUCUCAGUGCAAUGCUGAGAAGGAGAGAGAGGAAGGAUGACAGUGAAGUCACAUUUCGUCAUAUGUAGUAAAUCACUGCUAAAAUUCACGAGUGGUCUCAUGUUGAAACCUGCAGAAGGAAGUGAGAC
Molecule: messenger RNA, 6489 nt
Organism: Epinephelus moara (kelp grouper)
Lineage: Eukaryota; Metazoa; Chordata; Actinopteri; Perciformes; Serranidae
Exons: 5
Coding region: 288-3299 (1003 amino acids)
Molecular function (GO): protein binding
Source: RefSeq, a predicted model, not a curated record